AGAUUGCUACAUAAAAUGCGAAAAAACGGAAUCGCGGAGAACUGUAACGCGGAAAAGUACAUUAAAAAUAAUCGUUACUCGCGUGCGUGUUUUUUUUCCUCGCCCGCAAGCUCAGCAUUUUAUUGUACAAAUAUAUUUAAAUCUAUUUAAUUACCGUUAAUAAUACACGCGUCAUAAAUAGAAAAGAAAUACGAGAAAAUGAGACGUCGCGUUCAUGCAAAGUAGUUGAAAAAAGAAGGCACACACAUGCAACAUACAUACGCACGCACGUCGUUGCGAAGGAAUAUAUGUAUCUACACAUGCAUGUAUGACUAUGUGUGAGUGUGCGCUGGUGUUGUGCGGCCGUGUGUGCGUGUGUGUGUGUGUGUGCGUGCGUUAGCUACCGAGUUGAGUCUCCGACUCCAAGACAAAGGGAGAGGAAAGGUGGGGACAGUACGUCGGCGUUUGAGCGUUGAAAGAAAAACAUAAAAAUGAACUGGCACAGCCGACGGCGACUACUACAACAACAAAACAAACGCCAAAGUGCGUAUGAUGUUCUACUGCGGCUACAACUGUGAUAUUUGGAUAUAAAGCAUAUACAAAGCCGCCCCGCACCGUAAUAAAACAAGCCCCGUGCGUAUAAACGUACGAUAGUGCCUCUGCCGCUGGACAACGGAAAGAAAGAUUGGAAAAGGGAAGAUCUGAAGCGAUUGAAGCAACAGACAAAGUGGCAUCACCCAUAAGCAAAAGAAGCAACCAGCAGACAGCAGACCAGCAGCACCACCACCACCACCUCAGUGAAUAUUAUUAAAGACUGCAUAUUAUACAGAAUGGUCGUCGGUUCGAAUCAUACGCGGCGCAGUGAAACUGCCGGCAGAUAUACAAAUAGCAGCAGUAGCAAUAGCGGUAACACGAAUAGUGGCAACAACUCCACCAGCGCAACGUCUUCAAUUACAAACGCAUCCUCAGUGGCGGCGGCGACGACGUUGUCGUCGUCGUCGGCGUCGUCAGUGUCACAUAACAACAAUAACAACAAAAGCCAAACUCUCAACAACAAUCAUAUUAGUUCUGCAGCAGCAGCAACAUCAUCUUCUUCUGCAACAUCAACAUCAUCAUCAACGUCCUCGUCGCAUGGCAUUGGUGCAGUGGUUCAUAUGGGUGGCAGCCUUAACGGUUGUAACGGCAGCGCCGUUAGUCGCCUAUCACAAUCGACGGGCAUGUCCCCGCGUGAGCUAUCUGAAAACGAUGAUCUGGCCACAUCGCUGAUAUUGGAUCCACAUUUGGGCUUUCAGACGCACAAAAUGAAUAUACGUUUUAGGCCUCUGAAAGUGGAUACACAGCAGCUGAAAGCGAUUGUCGAUGACUUUAUACACACACAGAACUAUGACAUUGCCAUACAGCGCAUCUUCGAUGGACCCUGGAUACCUCGUCACCUCAAGAAUAAGAACAAGAUAGCCACCAAGCGGCUGCACGAUCAUAUUAUACGCUAUUUGCGUGUGUUCGACAAGGACAGUGGCUUUGCGAUCGAGGCAUGCUAUCGAUAUUCGCUGGAGGAGCAACGUGGUGCGAAGAUUAGUUCCACGAAACGUUGGUCGAAGAACGAAAAAAUUGAAUGCCUGGUCGGUUGCAUUGCCGAGCUAACCGAGGCCGAGGAGGCGGCGCUGUUGCAUUCGGGCAAAAAUGAUUUCUCUGUGAUGUAUAGUUGCCGCAAGAACUGCGCUCAACUGUGGCUGGGACCCGCCGCCUACAUCAAUCACGAUUGCCGUGCGAAUUGCAAGUUCCUUGCCACAGGCCGGGACACGGCGUGCGUGAAGGUGUUGCGUGACAUUGAGGUGGGCGAGGAGAUUACGUGCUUCUAUGGCGAGGAUUUCUUUGGCGACAGCAAUCGAUACUGCGAGUGCGAGACGUGCGAGCGACGCGGGACAGGCGCCUUUGCGGGCAAGCACUCGGCAAAUCAGUUAAAUGAGGCAAUGCUUGGUUUGACAAACGGCUUAGGCUUGGGGCUGGGCCUGGGCGCUGCCGGCGGCGCCAAUGGCGGAGGCUAUCGCUUGCGUGAGACGGACAAUCGCAUCAAUCGCAUCAAGAGUCGCGCCAACAGCACCAAUAGCACCUCCAAUAGCAACAGCAACGACAGCAGCAGCAAUGCCGGCAACAGCAACAUAAAUGGUGCUGUUGCACCGACAGCAGCAACAGCUGCAGCCACAGCUGCUGUGGGCAGGCCUAAGAGCAGCAGCCUGGAGCUAAAUGCAGCUGCUUUGUCACUGGACAAAAAGCAGCCCAAUGUGAUUGUCUCACCGCUGACUAUGAAAGAGCUGCGACAGAAGGGCAUGACUAAGUACGAUGCCGAAAUGAUAAUGGCUAACGCAGCCUAUCAUCAACAGCAGCAGCAGCAGCAUCACCAUCCGCAUCAGCAGCAGCAUCAUCAUCAUCAUCACCAUAUGCAUCAUUUUCACACUCACCUGCCACACACAACAGGAGCAGCAGCUGCUGCCGCAACAGCCAGCAGUAAUGCUGCUGAGGCCGCCAGUCAGGCGACAGCCAUGCAAAAGCCACAAGCAGCCGCCGAGCUGAGUAAUGGGCGAGCUGCUAUUGCUGCUGCUGCCGCUGCCGCUGCCGCUGCUGCAGCAACGUUGCGCAAAUCGACGCGAGUGAACAGCACCAGCAGUACCAUAUCGACAGCGUCCACUGACGAACCGCCACUCUUGCAUAGUAGCUCGACAGCAACAGCCACUGCAACUGCAACUGCAACGACAACGACUACAACAAUGGCAAAUAAGGCGCCUGUGGUACUGGUACCGCGUUAUAAGCCAGCUGCUGUGGCUGCAGCACUGCAGCAGCAGCAACAACAGCUACAACAACAACAGCAGCAGCAGCAGCAACAACAGCAGCAGCAACGCCAGCAACAGCGGCAGCUUAGACGCAGCGAGCGGCAAACGCAGCGUCAAAAGGUCAGUAAGGAUGCAGCACAGACACUGGGCAAAUAUAUAACGGAUAGCGAGAGCAGCGAUACGGAUUUGCAUCACCAACAGCAACAACAGCUGAAGCAGCAAAAGCAGCAAUGCAACGAAGCAGCAGCAGCAGCAGCAGCAACUACACCAGAGAAACGCGUAACACGCAACAGCGCCGGACGUGCAGCAGCAGCGGCUGCAGCAGCAGCAUCACCAACAAUAACUGCCAGCAACAACAGCAACAGUAACAGUAACAGCAGCAACAUAAAAACAACGAUUACAAAUUGUAAUAAUUUAAAUAUUAGUAAUAGCUGUAGAAAUAAUGUUAGCGCUAGAUUUAGUGAUCGCAAACUAAAAUCGACCGAGCCGGCGGCAGCAGCAGCAGCAGCAACAGCAGCAACGGCAUCAACAGCUUCUUUAGCAAACAUGAUGAUGUCCUCGUCGUCAAACUGCUCCGCAGCAGGUGAGCAGCAGGAACAGGCAACGGCAGCAGCAGCAGGAGCAGCAUCAAGACGUAGUCGCAGCAGCAGUCCCGCAUAUAAAAAGAACCUAUUGUCUAGCUUUGAGCAGACUGGCGCAGGCAACAACAAGCGUCAAGCGACAACAACAGCAGCAGCAACACCUGUGGAUGAGUCCACACACAAGCAGAAGCGCAGUCGACGUGCCGCUGCAUUGGCAGCUGCAGAGCAUAUACACUGCGAGGCGGUUGGUGGCGUGCAGCAACGUAAGCGCCAGCAGACAACAGCAGCAUCAGCCGUAACAACAACAACAACAACAUCAACAACAACUGCAGCAGCCGUAAUAAGCAGCAGCACUGUGGAACCGCUUUUGAAGACUCCAGAGCGACGGCUAAAGCUGACGUUGAGAAUGAAACGUUCGCCGAUUCUCGAUGAGGUAUUCGAGCUCGGCACAAGCUUGGGCGAGGAUCGACAACAUGCUCUUCAGAAUGGACAUGCUGCUGGCGGCCGAACGGGACAAGCGGGCAACAAUACGCACAGCAACAGCGGCGGCAGCAAUAGGGGCAAUCAAAACAGCAGCAGCAACAGCAAUCAAAACAACAACAGCAGCAGUGGCAGCAACAACAACAAUGCCAACAGUAGCAGCAGCAGUAGCGGCAUUGAAUAUGAAAUAUUGCGCAUGGAAGGCAUUUCGGAGCAUGGCAACGAUGAUGAUGACGAUGAGGAGGAGGAUGAGGACGAGGAAGAAGAAGAGGAGGAGGAGGAGGAGGACGACGAUGACGGUGAAGAGCAAGAUAUGGAGCAGCAGGCAGGAGACUCAGAGCAGCAACAAAAGCAACAACUGGAUGCCAGUAACUGGCGCCGUAAAGAAAAAUCACGACGCAGUCGUCGCCGCGGCUUCAACACUGCCAGCAGCACACCUCCGCCAGCAACAGUUGCUGCCAGCACCAACAGCAUAUAUGGCACGCCGCAAAAGAAGCGUUUACGCCUAAUCUUUGGCAACGAGUCGCAUACAAUAGACAUUCCACCAACAAAUACAGCAGCCACCAGUGCCGCAGCAACAUCAGCAAACGAAGCCAGCGGUGUCGACGAACUCAACAGCAGCAGCGGUGCUGGCAGUGGCACCAGCGAUGAGUCCUUUAAUGCUUCCUACGCCAGCAGCAACAGUAGCAGCGGAGCAACCAGCAUGACUGUACACAAUUCGUCGUUGAAUAGCAACAGCACGCCAACAUCGACAGCAUCCGAUACAGUUGAAGCGAUUGCAACAACCACAACACCAGCAACAGCGGCAUCCCCAACAGCAGCAGAUGGUACAGCUGCUGCUGCUGCUGCUGCUGCUGCUGCUGCUGCUACUGCGUCGGUUGCAAUAAUUGGUCAGCCACGGAUGCCUGCAGCUGACUCGCCCACUUCGACAACAUCCAGUGUAAGCUCCUUUCAAUCGGCCUGUACCUCGUCAACCAAUUUCUUUACACGCUCCAAAUCGCCGGCAAGCAGCUAUCAGCUGAAUGGCAGCCGCAGUAACAGUAGCUACAUGACCUACUACCAACAACAGCAGCAGCAACAACAACAACAACACCAACCGACAACAUUUGGUAGCACCAAACGAUCUGCAGAGCAGGCACAGGCUGUCGUUAGCAGUAGCAGCAGCAGCAUCCAUGCCAAUAACAACAACAGUAACAGCAACAGCAACAUAAACAACAACAGCAAUAGCAACAGCUCAACAAUUAGCAGCAGCAACGGCGCAACAAUUGCUGCGAGCAGCGUGUCCAGCACGCACAGUUUUCUUUCCAUGCCUAAGCACACCUUUGGCACUUGUGCUCUGCUCGCCCCAACCAGCUUUGCCGGCCUGCAACAGCAACAACAACAACAACAGCAGGCAUGCAAAUUGUCUGAUCAACAACAACAACAACAGCAGCCAACAUCUUCAUCACCACAGCUGCAGCAGCAGCAACAACAGCAACAUAACAACAAAUAACCAACGACUGAUCUCUAUGCGAAUUGACUGCGCUGCUGCCAUUGCCAACAACAACAACUGCAACAACAUUUAAAACCUGCCCCUUGCCUGCUGCUAGCUCUGAAGCUGUCGCCCCAACGCCCUCCCCUCUUUUGUUGUUAGCGUUAGGUCUCGUCUGCAGGUGUGUGUAUGCUUUAAACAGUAUGGCAACUCUGUCAGCAGAGCCUUAGUGAGAGUCUCUUAUGUCCGUUUGUUCUAAUACUAUAAAAAAAAAGUAUAACAGUUUGCGUAGUAAAGGAAAGCAAAGCCAAACAAGCAAGAAAAACAGGAAGUCGGUUGUCUUAGCAUACAUUUGAUUAUACAUUUCUUUUUGCUUUUCUUUCUAUUUUUCUCCCUUUUCUCUCUCUCUCUCUUUCUUUCUUUCUUUAUCUCUCUUUCUUUCUCUCUCUCUCUCUCUCGGCAUUGCAGAUGGAUAUUUAAAGCAUAAAUGUAGCAAAAAAGCGUGUGUUAAACAAAUUGUUGCAGUUGGUGAUGGUGGUGGUGUUAAUAAUAAUGCUAAUAAGAUUAAUAAUAAUAACAACAUCAAUAAUAAUUACAAUAGUAACAGCAGCAGCAGCAACAUAGUUAAAAAAUUAAGAAUAGAACUAAAACGCAUACAAAUCCUGUACAGUUAAAUUCGAAACAACAACAAAACGAAAUGAUUUAUAACUGUUAACAAAUUCAAAGUAAAUCAGUGCAACGUCCACUGGAGCAACAACAACUACAGCACAGCCCAAGGCAGCAGCGAAAGCAGCAACGACAGCAGUUGGAAGAGCAAGGAAUAUUAAUAUUGCCAUUGAUUGAAGGAGAGGAUCACACACAGACGGCAGAACUCUGUCUCUUUCUCACUCUUACUCUCGGUUAUCUUUUAAACGUUGUGAACAAAGAAGCAAACGGGAAAAAAAUAACAAUACAUAUAACAAAUAUAUUCUAAAUGCAAUGCACAUCAAUACACACACACACACACACAUGAAUACGCAAAAUUAUACACAAACGCAAUUAGCAGCGGUUUUAGACGCCUUACAAUUAAAGAUAAAUUUAUAAAAUAUUAAAGAAGAAAAAAAAGAAACUAAAAUACAUAUUAUAACCAUAUGUGUAUAUGAAAUGAGAAAACAAAGAAUAUAAGCCAACAACGUAGAGCAGUAAAAGAACAACAAUAACAACAAUAGAAGCAAACAAUAGCAUCAAAAGCAAUAUAUUAUAUACAUAUAUAUGUGUGUAUAUAUGUCCGAACUCAAUUUACAUAUACAUAUACAUACAUACUUAUAUAGGUGGCAUAUAUAAACAAGAAAUGCAUACAAGCAUUAGUAAACCAAAAUUCAUUUUACACA
Messenger RNA from Drosophila navojoa, 6709 nucleotides. It is a transcript of the gene Hmt4-20, whose product is annotated as Histone methyltransferase 4-20. NCBI's taxonomy places the organism in Eukaryota, Metazoa, Arthropoda, Insecta, Diptera, Drosophilidae. Gene Ontology annotation, cellular component: nucleus. The record is from RefSeq and is a predicted model, not a curated record. Gene Ontology annotation, molecular function: histone H4K20 methyltransferase activity; protein binding.